This is a messenger RNA of Pseudopodoces humilis (Tibetan ground-tit), 1193 nucleotides long. Its product is annotated as centrin-2. Gene Ontology annotation, molecular function: calcium ion binding. NCBI's taxonomy places the organism in Eukaryota, Metazoa, Chordata, Aves, Passeriformes, Paridae. Gene Ontology annotation, cellular component: myosin II complex. The record is from RefSeq and is a predicted model, not a curated record.
UAUUGGGGCUGGCAGGCGUGAGGCCGGCGGGAUGGCCUCCGGCUAUAAGAAGCCGUCGCUGGCAGCCGCGGCGCAGAGGAAGAAGGCGAAUCCCAAGCUGGAGCUGCCGGAGGAGCAGCAGCGGGAGAUCCGCGAGGCCUUCGAGCUCUUCGACACCGACGGCAGCGGCAGCAUCGAUGUCAAGGAGCUGAAGGUGGCCAUGAGGGCCCUGGGGUUUGAACCUAAGAAAGAAGAGAUCAAGAAAAUGAUCUCAGACAUUGAUAAGGACGGGACAGGAAAAAUCAGCUUCAGUGACUUCCUGGCAGUGAUGUCACAGAAAAUGGCCGAAAAAGAUUCCAAAGAGGAGAUUCUCAAAGCUUUCAAACUCUUUGAUGAUGAUGAAACUGGAAAAAUCUCUUUCAAAAACCUCAAACGUGUGGCUAAAGAGCUGGGGGAGAACCUCACAGACGAAGAGCUGCAGGAGAUGAUUGACGAGGCAGAUCGGGAUGGGGAUGGGGAAGUGAGCGAGCAGGAAUUCCUGAGGAUCAUGAAGAAGACCAGCCUUUACUGAAGCCCAGUGGGAUUUAUUCCUUGGCACUCAUUCCUCCCUUGCUUUUGUAGUGUCUCGAUUCCUUUGGAGGCAGCAGGAAAACACAGGUCACUUCUGUUUGAAGUUUUUUGUGGGGGAUUUUUUUUUGGUUGGAAGUUUUAAAGGUGUUUGGGAGCAGUUUGCACCACCCUGUUUACAGGCAGCAACGUGGUUGCUGGUUAUGAUGUUUACACUGCUUUAAAUACACAAAUCACAGUUUUGGGACCAAAUUCUGACUGAACAAAUGGGUCCAAAUGAUUCCAGUUUGGUAAAGAGAUGACUCAAACCAGAGAUUGUCAAUCUGUUGAUCAGUGUAAAUCUAUUUUGGGUUUAUGUCUUGGUUUGGGCCCUACAAUGAACUCUUUCUAUGACAUAUUUGCAGGGACCAACUUUUCAGAACCUGUUUUAUGGGGAUCAACCCUUCCCCCCCUUUUUUGGGACAUUCUUUAAACUCAAAGUAAAAAUAAACUGCUGCAAUUUACCUUGUGUUCAGUUCACAUGGCUAAAGAAAUCGUAGCAGAAGGAAAUUUCCAGUGCUGCUGCCGAGACCUCUGUGCUUGCAGGAAUGUUCAGAGGCUGCAGAUGGGAUUGGAUUUCUAAUAAAGUCUUAUUUUAAGCCAUCAGA